AUGGACAUAAUUUGUUGCCUGCUGGUUAUAGUUUUGUUGAGUACUGAGGCGAAUGAAGUUUCUUCAAACUGUUUGCUCGGAUGCAGCUGUGUAGAAGACCGCCAUGGAAGGUCACUUAUUUGUAUGGAGGAGAGCGUGUUUGGUUCCAUACCAGAGAACCUUCCUCAUGAUAUGACCAAAAUACGCAUAGAAAAAUCUCACUUCACUGAAAUACCCCGAGGGGCGUUUUCCAAAACUCCUGCCUUGGAAAACCUGUGGCUGAACUUCAAUGAUAUCACAGUGAUAAACUCAAAGGGCCUGGAGGGUUUGGGGAAUCUGACCGAGCUCCGCUUACAAGGGAACAAGCUCCGUUCAGUACCAUGGACAGCGUUCGAGGACACGCCGGCGCUCCAGAUCCUGGACCUGAAGCACAACCAGCUGGACGUCCUGCCGGAGCACGCCUUAAAAUUUUUGCCAGGUCUGACUUACUUAGACUUAUCCUUCAAUCGGCUUACGGUGAUAUCGAAGGAGGUCUUCCAAAACUGGCCUCUCUACCAAAAACUACAGAGCGCGGAGGAGCGGGAUGCGACCGCGUUUGGGUCCAACGUGGUCCUGGCGCUCCACGACAACGCGUGGCUCUGCGACUGCCGCCUGAAGGGCUUCGUGGAGUUUAUCAGGUCCCUCAGCCCCCCGAUUAUUCUGAUGAACUCCUACUUGACCUGCUCAGGGCCGGACUUUAGAGCGGGGAAGUUCUUUCAUGAGGUCGAGCUGCGGGCGUGCAUGAAGCCCGCGGUCAGCGCGCCGUCCGCGAACGUCAGCCUGGCGCAGGGCGCGAACCUCACCCUGCUGUGCGUCGCCAAGGCCAGGCCAGACCCUGCAGUGUGGUGGACAUAUGGUCUGAAGAUAAUCAGAGGAUUUCAUGAAUCCACAGAGAGGGUGGAUGACGAUACUCUCAGAUCCCUGCUGGUCAUCCCCUCCCUUCACGCUGCAGAUCGCGGCAUCUACACCUGCACUGCAGUCAAUUUCAUGGGAAACUCUUCCAUCGACGUCCUUGUUGACGUCCACUCUGCAGACAGCUCCCAGUCGUCUCUCCUCCCCGCGCCUCCAGGCGCCGGCGAUGAAAACGUCUACAUUGACAUCCGUAUCGUCAAACAGACGGUACGAGGAAUCUCCAUUGAGUGGUUUGCAGCCCUGGAGCGUCCCUCUGAAACCUGGUUCACCAUCCACUUUGGCCGUGCUGAUGCCGAUAAGAAAGAGACGAUCUACAUCGGCCCGGGGAUUCACACCUACUCCAUUUCUGAUCUGAUGCCCGCAACCAAAUACGAGAUCUGUGUCACCCUGAAGAACCAGGCGCCUCGUGCAGGCCAGUGCAUCGUGUUCGUGACGGGCAGUGACAUUACAGAGAUGGAGCAGAGGGAGAAGCUCAUUCACAUCGUGGUGAUCGUGCUAGCCAUGGUGCUGGCGGUGCCUAUCGGCAUGUAUGCCUGCACCACCGACACGAAGUUCGCCUGCCUGGAGGGCGUCCUGCAGUCCUGGAAGAACCGGCGGAGAGAAAACCGCUCACCAAUGAUUGAGCGGGAGAGGCAGGGCACCUUUGACAGCCUGCAGGCCGCCAGCGAUGAGGGCCUGGUUAAUAAAGACUCCAGUGAAGACAGGAAGGUGAGGAGGAGGUCAGAUGACAGACUGCAUAAGUUCAAAGCCGACCACAGCAGACCCACAGCUGAACUAUAUUAA
Molecule: messenger RNA, 1713 nt
Organism: Salarias fasciatus (jewelled blenny)
Lineage: Eukaryota; Metazoa; Chordata; Actinopteri; Blenniiformes; Blenniidae
Gene: lrit2
Product: leucine-rich repeat, immunoglobulin-like and transmembrane domains 2
Exons: 3
Coding region: 1-1713 (570 amino acids)
Molecular function (GO): protein binding
Source: RefSeq, a predicted model, not a curated record